AUGUCCUCUCACGAGCAAGCCCUAGUGUCCCUGUUUUCCCCGCUAGCCUUGUCCUUCGACGGCGCCAUUUUGGGUCUUGCCUUGGCGUAUGCCGCUGUCCUUCCGUCCUCAAACUUACUGCUAACUCUGCUGCUCGACAAGCUACGCGUCGCCCCUUCUCUCUCCGUUUCUGACCUCCGGUCACUUCUGGACAGUUCCGAUGCUGACGGCAAUUCCCAAGAUGGCAACAAACUAGUUGUUGUCCGUGGCACUGUCGAGGCCAAGUCUGUCGUGGAGAGCGGCUGGAAAAGCUUAAUACCUAGCGUAUUAGUAUCUCGCGAGUCUGGCGAUAGCGCUGUGGCUAUUCAGAGGACUCAAACGAUUGUUAUCUCACUGAUGAGGCAGAGGCUGAGGUCAAUGUGGAUUUUACCCUUUCGUCACGAAUGGAAAGGCCAGCAAUCCUUGGAAGCUAAAACUUCAAUAAUGAAUUUGUAA
This is a messenger RNA of Prosopis cineraria, 474 nucleotides long. RefSeq names its product E3 ubiquitin-protein ligase SPL2-like. The coding region runs from base 1 to 474 and encodes 157 amino acids. NCBI's taxonomy places the organism in Eukaryota, Viridiplantae, Streptophyta, Magnoliopsida, Fabales, Fabaceae. Gene Ontology annotation, molecular function: ubiquitin-protein transferase activity. The record is from RefSeq and is a predicted model, not a curated record. The transcript is spliced from 3 exons.